This is a messenger RNA of Sipha flava (yellow sugarcane aphid), 1165 nucleotides long. RefSeq lists its product as uncharacterized. The record is from RefSeq and is a predicted model, not a curated record. Lineage: Eukaryota; Metazoa; Arthropoda; Insecta; Hemiptera; Aphididae. The coding region runs from base 256 to 531 and encodes 91 amino acids. The transcript is spliced from 2 exons.
CUCGGUGAGCACACAGUCCUAGUGUUGCGUUGGUCCGACCACUGUGCCGGACGCAUGUUCACAUUUUGUCGGCACGGCACGGCACGCAAAUACCGACCGCUCGUUUCGUCGACCACCUGUUGAGUGUAAGCGUGCGCGUGUGCAUUAAACAACGGACACGGGACGCUGAGCGGACAGCUACGAAGGGGAGUAAAAUAAUUAAAACAAAGCCGAAAAAGGUACACGAGCCCGAAAGCUUCUUGGUUCGCCGGUGAGAUGGGACGAAAAGCGGGCGACACGUACGACCUAGACGGCAUGAUCUCGCCCAUGUACGCGCUGGCGACAACCAGCAAGGGCAAGAACGGCGUCGGCUGGAUGGGCUUCAAAGCGGUACCCGUGGACGAGCCUAAGCCACGGUCCACAAUGUUUUUCAUCGACAUCGGUGUUAGCCCUAAGACGGUGGACGCUGUACUGCACAUACUCAUCAUCUGUCUCGUGCUGUUCAUCAUAAUCAACUGCAUGUGUAAGUUCGUGUGGCUGUUCUUAAAGUAAUGAACUCACCGCCGUGACAAUAUCGAACUUGCGUGUAAAUAGACAAAUGUAUAGACACCAUCAUGAAGGAUACCUAACCUCUUCUAAAAUAAUUAUCGUGAUUGUUUAACAUCAUAUCACACUCCAAGAAUACAAACGGCAAAACUAAAAAAUAGUAAUUACUGAGAAAAUGCAAUUAAAGAUUUUAAGAAUUUUCAAAACCGACCAACAAUACUAUUUUAUGUGAUAUUUUGACUUUUUUGUUUUAAUUACUUGUCAUUAAUCAUUAUUUUCUAUUUUCAUAGAGAAUUCUCUAAUACUCAACACCACAAAAAAAAAAAAUCAACUUUAAUAAUAAACAAUCUUAAAGAGAAAAACAAACAUAUUUUAUAUUUUCAUCAUUUUCUACUUUGAAUUAAUCUUAAAAUAAGAUGAAAAAAAGAGAUGAGUGCAAAUAAUAGAUAUUUAUCCCGUGGUUUCAGCAGUGGUGACAACUCAAAAUCGACUUGAGUUAUAUCGUUUGUAUUCUAAAGGUACGAUAUUUUCUUACGAUACCCCCCUCAUCCUCCCGAUGAUUGUGUAAUAUUAGUCAUUAUGCUUAUUAUGUCUUUAUUUUGUAAAAAAGAAAUACAUGUAUAUAUUUAUUUAUCUAACA